UGAAGUAUCGCUAUCAAAUACUGAGAGACGGCAUCUGAACUGUUAGACCGGUAUUCGGAUAUUGUCACGCUAGUACUACUUUGAACUUAAAUUGCUUGAACACAGUGUGAUAUAAUCGAGCACUAUGUCAUAUCAUAUCAGAAGAAGAAGAAGAAAAGACAAAUUUCGUACGCGUGUAAUUGAAGUGACUUCCUUUGAUUAAACAUUUGCUUGGUGAGGAUUUUUUGUCAUCUGUUAUAUUUAAAAAAAGUCCGAGAUAUGGCUGGUACCAUGAGACAAUUGGAGGAGCGGCAGCUCCCUGCAGAGGUGACGACGAUGUUGUGGUCACCGAAGAUGGAUCUUUUAGCAAUUAGCAAUGUCAAAGGUGAAGUCGUCCUUCAUAGACUCACAUGGCAAAGAGUAUGGUUGUUGAGUCCUCAAGACGAAUCUGAUAUCACUGCUCAUUUGGCAUGGAGACCAGAUGGAAAGCUGCUUGCGGUAUGCUAUGAGAUUUCCAAGCUAUUGUGUCUUGUUGACGUUGAGACUAAAAAUAUCAUUCACAAAACUAAAUUGUCUACAAACGAAUUGACUGUUUGUGUUAAGUGGUUGCCACUGUCUAAUUCUGAACAUGAAGGUUCAUUAACAAGUGAUAAAACUAAUAAACCUACAGGCGAAUAUCUGCCACCUCUGCCUAGUUUAAUCAGAAGUUAUAGCGCAGAACCUGAGCGGAAAGAAUUUCUGUCUCACAUCCUGGAUAUGCUCUUUGUUGGUCAAAAAGAUGGCACAGCGUUAAUGUAUAUUUUUGGCAUGUUUUAUUGUGGCACUAUAACUGUAGGCCAUGGACCAAUCUUGCAGAUCACAGGUGGAUCUAAUAACCCAAUAUGGAUCACAUGGAAGGAUAAUAAUUAUAUUAAGACAACUAGAGUAUCUUGUCCAUUAUUUGAGAAAAUAGAAUUUCUCAAGGUUGCUCAAAUUCAAGCGAAUAUAGAAUGUUUGAAAGAUUAUCUUUCACGAUCCUUAAUGGCUACUUGCGAAGCUUGGGAGACAAUACUCUUGGAAAUGGAUGAAAAACUCGCACGAUAUGCAGAAGCAAAUCCACCUGGUAGUAUGUCUGCAGACUUUUUAGAACUAUUAAUGAUCGGAAUACCUACGAAAAAUUUAGAAACUUUUCUACUUAGAGAUCUCACAGAGAAAGGAUUAAAAAAAUUCGGACAUAGUAUUGAAAUGUGUUACAGUAAUAUACAAAAACUAGUCUCGAAAAAUUUGACUAGUGUUGGUAUGGCCUUGGUUUAUCAAUUAGCUGAAUUGAGAGGUAUGGUGAGAGUAGGUGACACAUAUGAAGCGUUAGGACUACGUGAUGAAACACUUAUAACUAAUGCCAUUAAUGAAUCUGAAGCUUUCUUGGCAAAAUCAUAUGAAAUCGAACAAGUUAUAGAUCAGAGUAUGCGCAAUUAUAAAGCAUUUUUCCGAUGGUUGUACGUAGCCAUUCUUCAACUAACGGAUGAAAGAGCACCAUCGGAAGUAAGUCGUGUAAGCCAGCAGGAAUUAACAUUUAUAGCAGAAUUUCUGAGUGACUUUGAUAAGCCAAAAACAAAUGGUAGAGUAAAUUUAGAAAAAUUGGGUCAAUAUUUGCGUCAUGAAAAUUUGCAGACUCCCCUGACUUCGGAAGGAAGCGAAUGGGCUACUAUGCUCGAUGCAAACGAUUGCUUGCGCAAUUACGCACAUAUAGUAAAGCAAAAUUUUAAUUUAUCUUUACUACAGUCUCAUGUAAAAUUAGUUGCCACUGUAGAAAAUGUUUUUACUGAAGCCUAUCAGAGCUUAGUUGAUCACUUUGUGAUGAUCUCUAUCUCUUUGCCAUCAUUUACAUCUCUCAUGUCUUCACAAACUGUCACAAGCGAUGGAAAUUUCUUGUUAGCUAUGAGCGAGAUUGACAGCAAAUUGUUAAGACUUUUUAAUAUAAAAUAUUUGUCUAUAGACCCUAUCUCUCUUACUUCAAAGAUGAUCACGUUAGAUGUGAGUCAGAAGCAAGGAGAAUGUUCAAAAGAAAACAUUGAUACUGUGAUAGUAGAUCUGCAAUUUUACUCACAAGAUUAUCUGAGUUUGCUUAUAUUGAAUAAACAAACUCAUGCAUCAUUUCUUAUACAAAUGCCAUUACAUAGUAUGCUUGAAUAUCAAGAUAAUGAUGCAAUAAUAUCAAUAACUGACAUCAUCGGUGCAACGUGGCCGAAACCAUUUCAAGGAAUAUCUGCGAGACGACUAGCAGUCAGUGGUUCUCGGAAAGUAGCUGCUAUUUUGAAUGAAAAUAAUAGAAAAAUUCGUUUACUCGAAACUGAAGCGGAACCUGAAGAUGAGGAAGAUGAAGAAGAGGAGGAAGGACGUUUUGUGGAAGGUAUGAUGGAUACUACACCUAGUGCAUAUUUUCCUGCAGAAACAAAAACUGACGUACAAGAGUUCUACAAGGAAGAAAACUGAAGUAAAAUAUAUUUAAGGAUUUCCUGGACCAAUAACAUUGUUAGUUCCAAAUUGCCAGAACAUGAAACGAUGAUGUUCAUCAAUAC
Trachymyrmex septentrionalis is the source of this 2537-nucleotide messenger RNA. RefSeq names its product anaphase-promoting complex subunit 4 (gene APC4). NCBI's taxonomy places the organism in Eukaryota, Metazoa, Arthropoda, Insecta, Hymenoptera, Formicidae. The coding region runs from base 259 to 2451 and encodes 730 amino acids. The transcript has 9 exons. Gene Ontology annotation, biological process: protein K11-linked ubiquitination; anaphase-promoting complex-dependent catabolic process; positive regulation of mitotic metaphase/anaphase transition. The record is from RefSeq and is a predicted model, not a curated record. Gene Ontology annotation, molecular function: protein binding. Gene Ontology annotation, cellular component: anaphase-promoting complex; nuclear periphery.